AGGAGUGGUUUACUUAAUUUCUGUGCUGUUGCUUUGGCUCUCAAUGACUUGGGUUAUCGUGCUGUUGGCAUACGUAUUGAUUCGGGUGAUUUGGCUUAUCUAUCCUGUAUGGCUCGUGAAUCUUUUGAACGUGUAGCGGAACGUUUUAAAGUGCCAUGGUUUAAUAAGCUUACAAUUGUGGCAUCGAAUGAUAUUAAUGAGGAUACAAUAUUGAGUUUAAAUGAACAGGGUCAUAAGAUUGAUUGUUUUGGUAUUGGUACACAUUUGGUCACCUGCCAAAGACAACCCGCUUUAGGUUGUGUUUACAAACUGGUGGAAAUCAAUGGUCAGCCACGUAUCAAACUAAGUCAAGAUGUGGAAAAGGUUACCAUGCCUGGCCAUAAAAAUGCCUAUAGAUUGUAUAGUGCCGAUGGUCAUGCUUUAAUUGAUCUAUUGCAAAAAGUCACCGAACCCCCACCAGCUGUGGGACAAAAAGUUCUAUGUCGUCAUCCUUUCCAAGAAUCGAAACGUGCUUAUGUCAUUCCAACCCAUGUUGAAUCAUUGUACAAAAUCUAUUGGCAAAAUGGUAAAAUCUGUCAACAAUUACCAACCUUGGAACAAGUGCGCGAACGUGUACAAAUGUCAUUGAAAACCUUAAGAAACGAUCAUAAACGCACUUUAAAUCCCACACCGUACAAGGUCUCGGUCAGUGAUAAUUUGUACAAUUUCAUACACGAUCUGUGGCUACAAAAUGCUCCCAUUGGUGAACUCUCAUGAUCUAUAUAAAAAUGUUAUGCAAACAGGACGAAUUUUGAAUUCAUUUACUACUUAUGUAUUCCUAAGAAUUAUGUAGUACAGAAACUUGCUGGACAUGUAAAGGUUUUUAAUUUAUAUAUUUAAUUUCUAUUCUAUUAUCAUUUUUGCAAUAUUUACCUUUAAAACACAAUAUCUUAAUUAAAGUUAUUAAAAUCAAAUUUAUUAUUGUUAAAAA
Messenger RNA from Lucilia cuprina (Australian sheep blowfly), 970 nucleotides. Its product is annotated as nicotinate phosphoribosyltransferase. The transcript has 4 exons. Gene Ontology annotation, molecular function: nicotinate phosphoribosyltransferase activity. The record is from RefSeq and is a predicted model, not a curated record. The annotation marks the transcript as partial. Lineage: Eukaryota; Metazoa; Arthropoda; Insecta; Diptera; Calliphoridae. Gene Ontology annotation, biological process: NAD+ biosynthetic process.